GUUUCUUUGACAACUAAGAACAAAUAUCAAUUCCCAUGACAAUGUAUCGCUAAGUCUUUUAUUCUAGGGAAUGACAUUUGCUCGAUUUUUCAUUGUCUAAUUUAUUUUGCGUGUGCGAAUGACGAAGGAAAUCCAGCAUGGCGUCACAUGGUUUCCUCUUUGGUUACUAAUCAAAUCUACUUUAUCUAAAUUUGUAUAUAGUGUUGUGUAAAUAAGUGUACAGGAUGAGUGCUGCGGUGGCUUCAUCGCGUGGGAACACAAGACCCAUGAAAGAAAAACAUGGAAAAUCCACCCCACAGACACAAACAAAAUCAGAAGGACCUCCUCAGAAAGUACAGGCUACUCCAGAACAGAUAAGGUUGGCACAGUUGACAAAUGAUGCAAAUUCAUUAGAUGAAUCCGCAUUCAGACAGAAGGUGAAACAGGUGAUCGAUGUAACAGGUAUUACAGAUCAAAUAGAAGUAGAAAUAGCUUUACAAGACUGUGGCAAUGAUACAGAGAGAGCCAUUAAUAUGUUGUUAGAGGGUAAUACAGUACAGGGAGAAUGGAAAGAACCUGGAAAGAAAAAGAAGAAGCCAACACCUGCUCCUGCUAAAUCAGAACCUACAACAAAUCAUGUGGAGGAAAAAACAGAAGAACCAGAACAGAACAGUGAGAGAGAAAAAGUCCCAGACAAAGAUCGAUCAGAGAAUAUUUCCCGACGAGGGAGGCGGUUUGACAACAGAUAUGAUAGCAGACCACCACGUUUAGCAGCCAGAGGUAGAGGGAGAGAUCGACCGAACAGAGAAAACAAUGACAAUGAUGCUGGAGAAUUUGGUGGUACAUUUGGACAAGAUAAAGGGUUUGAUGGAAGAGGACGUGGCAGGGGUAGGGGUGGGAGAGGUGGUUCAAGAAGAGGAAGAGGAAGGAGUUUUAAUGCACAACCCCCUAGAGAAAGAGAAAGACAGCCAGCUAAAUUUGACAAGGGACCACAAAUAGAUACAUGGACCAAUGAGACAGCUGCUAUUGCAGAAAAAGAAAAUGCCACUGGUCCCUGGGGAGAUGGAAUAGAAGAUUGGAGUGAGGAUACAUGGCAAGGCAAUACACAGAAAUCCCCGAAUCAAAUAAAGUUGACCGAAACAAAGGUGUUUGAAUCUUCAAUACAGAACAGAGACCCAGAGCCAAUGACUGACUCAUCCAACACACUAGGACAAAGGAUAGACAUUGGAGUACUUCUUCAGAAGACAACAAAUGAAUCUCCCGAGUCAUAUUUGACACAGUAUAAUCAGCAAGCAACAGAGUCCAUCAAAAAUACAAUUGGGAUUGGUUCAGCAUCCAGACAAUCCUUAUCCAGUCAGAUGGGUGCAUCCUCUUUAACCAAUCAUUUAUCAUCAGGACCAUUAGGAGGCCAUCAGAUGGUCUCGUCAUCCUUAUCUAAUUCCAUGUCUGUUUCGUCAGCAUCGUCAGCGGCAGUUGAUGCAUUGGUGUCAUCUUUUACCCAGAAUUCCAAUUUAAGUACAGGGGUAGAUGGAGGAAUUGAUUUGACAGCAUUAACACAGAAUUCUAGUAGGGGCAAUAUUGACUUAACUUCACUGGCACAAAGUCGACAGAAUAUGCCACUGGAUUUGAAUUCACUAUCUCAAAGUCGGCAGAGUGUUCCCAUGUCGAUGAAUUCACAGACAGAUUCUUUAUCUUCGUCACAGCAGAGGCCUAAACCUCAAAGAUCAAAGUUGCCACCUCCCUCAAAGAUACCAGCUUCUGCAGUAGAGAUGCCAGGACACCGUAACACAAAUAAAGUAGAUGUACAGUUUGGAAGUCUUGGUAGUAUGGAUGCUUCUUCAAUGUUUGGAUUCGGGAAUGGAGAGACUGUAGUAUCCAAUCUGACAAGUUCUGCCAAUAACAGUACACAGCAAUCUGUUUUAAGCAAUCAUUUACCAAAAGUGAGUCAACAACAAAACGAGUCUGUGAUAACGUCGUCAAUGAUGACACCGCCACCUAGUGCUGGAACCUCUGUGAUAUCUGGUCAGGAGUCACCAAGGAACAACAUGUUCCAUAACUCUCCGUACACCACUCCAACAAAGAAAGAUCCAAUGUCACAGAAUCAAGUUAGUAGUAUGAGUCCUCCAGAGCCCAUACCAUUCCCAACCUCUCAAACAGACAGAAAAUCUAGUCCAAUGAUGGCCCCUCAGAGACCAGGAUCAACGCCAGGGUUAUCUCAGAAUUCACUGUCAACAAGUAAUCCAGAAUCCAAUAUGGGUUCUUUUUCACAAGGUGGUUAUGGAACAAGUCCAUACCAGUCACAGAAGUCAGCCAUGUCCAAUGCUGCAGGACUGAGUGGAACAGCUGGUCAGUCCAACUCAGCUGGACUGUCUAAUUCAGCAGGAUUAACGAACUCAUCAGGACUUUCAAAUGCAAGAGGGCUUUCAAAUUCUUCAGAUAGUGCUACAAAUAGACUGUCAAAUUCAGCUGGGUUACCAAAUAAAUCAGAUUUCAACUCCUCUUCUCCGCAAAGUUCUUACCAAACUCAAUAUCAAUCUGGAGGAAACCAGUAUCAGUCUAGUCAAAACCAGUUUCAAACUGGACAGAACCAAUUUCCUGCUGGUCAAAACCAGUUUCAUAGUGGACAGUCACAAUAUGGUUCAUCCCCGAACCAGUAUCAAAACUAUGGACAGUCUGGGUCAACAUUCCAAAGCCAACCAGGUUCUUUUUCAGGGAAUCAGAAUCAGACUGCAAGCUAUCAGAAUAAUCAGAAUGGUCCUAGUUCUUAUCCAAGUACACAAAGUCAAACUGGCUCAUUUUCUGGUAGUAGGGGCAGUUCAUUCCCUGGUAGCCAGAGUGGCAACUCAAUAUCUGGAAGUCAGAAUCCCCCUGGUGCAUAUCCAGGAUCACAAACUACGUCGGAAACAUUUAAUUUGGCUGGAAAUCAAAAUCAAGGAAGUGCAUACAAUGAUAUGAAAAGCCAGGGUGGUUCAUAUAGUGAUCCAUCAAGUCAAAGAGGUUCAUACAAUGAUAGACAAACUCAGAGUGGUAGUUCUUACUCAGAAAGACCAAGUCAGUCUAAUUCUUUUAGUGAUAGACAAAGUCAGUCAGCAGGUUCAUACGGAUCUGAAAGAACAAAUCAAGCUGGAUCAUAUUCAGAUCGCCAGAAUCAACCCAAUUCAUAUACAGGUGGAAGUUCAUUCAGUAGUGUAACACAGGCUGCCCAGAAUUAUAGUGCUAACCAAAGUGGACAGAGCUCCUUGUAUCAAGCAGCUGUGUCCAAUGCCUAUCAAGGACAAAGUCCGUCUGGUUCUAUUUAUCAUCAAGGUGGCUCAACACAGGUGACAUCUUCUUAUCAGCCACAAGUUUCAACUAGUUAUGGUAGAGAUUCUCAGUCAGGAACAUUCUCAACAAAUGUUUCUCAGUCAAGUAGCAGCUACCAGCGUGAUGGUAGCUCUUCAGGGACUCAGUCAUCAUAUACAUCACAAACAUUUGGAGGGAACCCCCACCAGAGCAGCCUACAAUCCAACCUGCAGACCUCUGCUCUUUCUGGUAAUAAACUCGGUGAAACAUUAUCUAAAAUGACAGUGAAAGAAAACAACUUAGAUUCGAGACAAUCUCCAUCACAGUAUGAAAAUUCCUCAUCGUCAACAACAGCAAGUUUAACAUCUACAACAAAUUCAACUUCCCUAAUCUCGACGGUGACGACUCCAUCAGUUUCAUCAUCAUCGGCAGUAACAUCAACAGUACAGUCAACAACAUCAGCUAAAGUUUCCAGUUCCGCUGGUACCAGUAAGUCCAGUAAAGCACCACCAAAUUUGCCACCAGGUGUACCAUUACUGAGCCAUCAGUAUAUAAUGGGACAGAACUUGCCAUACUUUGCUGGAUUACAACAGCCUUUAUAUGGUUAUGAAGAUAUUCAGUUGCUUCAACAGAGAAUACCCCCAAUGAACUUACAAAACUUGCAGAAUUAUAACUAUGAUAUGACUGCAUUUGGUAAUGUACCUACAACACUAAAUACUGGACGAGAACAGACAUCCCUGGCUGGAAAUGUACCUUAUUCAGGUACAGAAAACAAGUUGAAUAGAGUAGAAGCACAGUCACCGAUUCCUUCUACCCAACAACAGUCAACACAAUCACACCAGCAGCAGCAUUUUAUUAACUUACCAUAUGGAUACUGUUACCCAGGAACUGUUUUGCCAGGUGCUCCCACUGCCAUGGGGUUCCAGUACCCACCACAAAUGUUCCCAGUACCACCAGUGACUAACACAGGAGCUCCCCAUGCUGGUACCACAGCAAAUGCACAGUUCCAAAAACAGACUUAUGGAUCUCACACUUAUGGUAGUAAUAAAGCUUAUGAGGAAUUGGCACAGGACUUCACCAAGUCUACCUACAUCAAUCAGUCCCAGAACAAAGUAACAGGAGUUUCAGGUUUGUUAAACGGAUCUGCUACCACAGUAACAGCUGAUUUGGCCGGAACAGGACUGCCAGGUGUGUCAGGCUAUGGCAAAACACAUUCACAGCAGUUUGCGACAGGAACCCAAGCAGGAAGUCAUAUUGGUGCACCAACAAAUCCAUAUGGAGCUGCUCAGUUUAUUCCAUUGAUGACUCAUCAGCCUCCAUCCCAGCUCCAUAUGCAGGGAUUGCAGCAGGAUACAAGUACUGGAUCCAGUGCACGCAUUCACUCCCAACAGACUAGUUCACAGGCCAAGGCUGUAACUCCCAAAGGUUACACCAAUACAUAUUGGGGAACCAGUUAAACAUGGAAAAAGAUGACAACUGAGGACAGAAUUGAUGAAAAUGGCCUCUUAAAUUUUGUUGUAUUUUAAAAUAUUUUGUGUUGGUGUUCUGUGUCACACUGCUGGGGUUUAAUAUUAAGUGGUUUCUGUGAGAAGUUCCCCCCUUUAAAUGGUCGUUAGUAGAUUUUCGUAAGUCUUGAAGAUGCUGUGAAUUAAUUGUAGUUUAUGAGAAUUUUUUUGCUUAUUAAUAUUGUUAUUUAAUAUUGGAAAUGGUCUUCAUUUGAUGUGUAACAUCAUUGUAUAGUAUUAUUCCAUAGAGAUCAAGCUAGUGUGUGUGCUGUUGUUCACGAUGUAUAUUGUGGGUGCCUUAUGAAUCCCUGUGGUGAAUGGUUUUAAACGAUUUCUCUCAGAUUUGUCAGAUUAACAGAUGUGUCACCUUUUUGGUUUGAAUGGAGAAUUGAUUGGAGCAGGAGGAUAGAGUAGCUAGGUAGAACCCUAUAUUUUCCUUUGAAGCAAGAGGGCAAAGAAGCUAGGUAGAACCCUAUAUUUUCUAUUGAAGCAAGAGGGUAAAGAAGUUGGGUAGAACCCUAUAUUUUCCAUUGGAUCAGAAAGAUGAAAAAGCUAGGCAAAGCCCUAUGUUUUAUAGACUGUAGUUAGAUUGAGGGUUGUACUGAUGAAAAAGGUUGCACUUUGUUGAUGAAUUUUAUUAUCACGUUUCUGGUGAUAUAUGCCCCCUUCACUCAUGACAGAUUUCAUUUGUUUGUAAAUAUUUUUUUGUAAGAUUGAAAAAAAAUCAUAAAUACACCGUGUCACAUGACACUUCUGAGAGAAUAUCAGACGAGGAGUAAGCUUGAUUACUGUUUCAUAUUUUUGGAGUCAAUUUUUCCUAGCUGCUGUUUAUUGAUUUAUUUUGUAUCUGAUUUGUACAGUUUUAUGUUAAAUUUUAUAUUUGAGAUAGUCAAUGAAAUAAUAAAAAGAUAAUCUAUUUUAUAUAACUUAGCUUGCGUUAAAAGAUUUGCUGAAAUAUAUUUGUAUAAUAGUAGUUAAAGGCAUUCUAAGAAAAGUUAAAAAAAGGUACAAAAUAUUUGAAUGAACAGCAGAUAUAGUUUUUCCUUUGUUAUUUGUGUGCAGAUUACUUAUUUGAUGUUCGAUGUAUACCUUAUUAAACUAGUGUGCAUGUAUAUAAAUUUCAUUGUAAUACAUAGAAAAAAAUCAUCUAUAUUGUCAUUGGCUAACAGUUAUAUUGUAGGAGAAAUUUUUGUAAAUAUAUAAAUAUAUAUGAUCAAGUAUGUUAAACAACAAAUUUUUGCCUUUUAAAUUGGAGCAUUGCGUAACGUACAUUUCCUAUUGUGCUCAUAAUAAAGAAAAAAUAAUUGAAA
Molecule: messenger RNA, 6076 nt
Organism: Mytilus trossulus (common blue mussel)
Lineage: Eukaryota; Metazoa; Mollusca; Bivalvia; Mytilida; Mytilidae
Product: ubiquitin-associated protein 2-like
Exons: 26
Coding region: 225-4718 (1497 amino acids)
Cellular component (GO): nucleus; cytoplasm
Molecular function (GO): protein binding
Source: RefSeq, a predicted model, not a curated record